AUGGAGGAGUGUCUGUUCCUCCUCAGAGUCUGUUCCUCCUCAGAGUCUGUUCCUCCUCAGAGUCUGUUCCUCCUCAGAGUCUGUUCCUCCUCAGAGUCUGUUCCUCCUCAGUGUCUGUUCCUCCUCAGUCUGUUCCUCCUCAGUCUGUUCCUCCUCAGUCUGUUCCUCCUCAGAGUCUGUUCCUCCUCAGUGUCUGUUCCUCCUCAGUGUCUGUUCCUCCUCAGAGUCUGUUCCUCCUCAGUCUGUUCCUCCUCAGUCUGUUCCUCCUCAGAGUCUGUUCCUCCUCAGAGUCUGUUCCUCCUCAGUGUCUGUUCCUCCUCAGAGUCUGUUCCUCCUCAGUCUGUUCCUCCUCAGAGUCUGUUCCUCCUCAGUCUGUUCCUCCUCAGAGUCUGUUCCUCCUCAGAGUCUGUUCCUCCUCAGUGUCUGUUCCUCCUCAGUCUGUUCCUCCUCAGUCUGUUCCUCCUCAGAGUCUGUUCCUCCUCAGAGUCUGUUCCUCCUCAGUGUCUGUUCCUCCUCAGAGUCUGUUCCUCCUCAGAGUCUGUUCCUCCUCAGUGUCUGUUCCUCCUCAGAGUCUGUUCCUCCUCAGUGUCUGUUCCUCCUCAGAGUCUGUUCCUCCUCAGUCUGUUCCUCCUCAGUCUGUUCCUCCUCAGAGUCUGUUCCUCCUCAGAGUCUGUUCCUCCUCAGAGUCUGUUCCUCCUCAGAGUCUGUUCCUCCUCAGAGUCUUAUGUUUUAACAUGA
Molecule: messenger RNA, 738 nt
Organism: Knipowitschia caucasica
Lineage: Eukaryota; Metazoa; Chordata; Actinopteri; Gobiiformes; Gobiidae
Source: the annotation of a GenBank genome assembly